Aspergillus thermomutatus is the source of this 1008-nucleotide messenger RNA. Its product is annotated as putative 4-nitrophenylphosphatase. Gene Ontology annotation, molecular function: phosphoglycolate phosphatase activity; alkaline phosphatase activity. Bases 1 to 1008 code for a protein of 335 amino acids. The record is from RefSeq and is a predicted model, not a curated record. NCBI's taxonomy places the organism in Eukaryota, Fungi, Ascomycota, Eurotiomycetes, Eurotiales, Aspergillaceae. The transcript has 3 exons.
AUGGCAUCGUCUCGCAAGCUAUCAGAUCCUGGCGACUAUGCUGAACUUUUGAGUCGCUAUGACACCUGGCUCUUCGACUGUGACGGGGUGAUAUGGUCUGGGGACGAUGCUAUUGAAGGAGCGAGCAAGGCAAUCGACGUCUUGAGAGACAAUGGAAAGAGAGUGGUAUUUGUCACGAACAAUGCUGCAAGGAGUCGGAAGAUGCUCAAGAAGAAGUUUGACAGACUGAAAAUCGCAGCCAGUGAGGAGGAGAUUGUAUCCAGCGCCUUUGCAGCAGCUGUUUAUCUCAAGAAAGUCCUCAAGUUCCCCGCUGAUCGCAAGGUGUUCGUGAUGGGGAUGGAAGGGAUCGAAGCAGAACUUGAUGCCGUCAACAUCAAGCGCUGCGGAGGAACCUCCCCUGAGGACAACCAGUUUCUCCCAGCCAACGACUAUUCUUCGCUAGCAAGUGAGGAAGCGAUCGAUCCCAGUGUUGGCGCCGUUCUGUGUGGGUUCGAUAUGCACAUGAAUUACGCCAAACUUUGCAAAGCAUUCAAGUACUUGACGCGCGAAGGAGCCCAAGGGCCUGUCCUUGCAGGAGGAAGGGGAGGAGGCUGUCACUUCCUUUUGACAAACGACGACAAAGUGGUUCCGGCUCUAGGAGAGCUAUGGCCAGGCUCUGGUUCUCUCGCUACGCCAUUGAUCGCCUCGACAAAGCGCGAGCCGAUCAUUAUUGGCAAACCGCAUGCUCCCAUGCUUGACACGGUAAAGUCGCUUUACAACAUCGACGAGAAUCGGACGAUAUUCGUUGGAGACAACCUCCAUACGGAUAUCCUGUUUGCCGGACAUGGUAAUAUUGAUUCCCUUCUUGUCCUGACAGGUGUCACAAAGGAGGAGGACUGCCAGGCUGAAGGCAUAUGGCCAUCCUUUAUCAUUCAGAGUAUCAGCAACAUGGUGGCUGCGGAACGGGGCCAGUCGAGCAUUGCAGCCAUGGGCGUUGAGGAGACAAGUACCAUCCAUGCAUCGCUGUAG